Salarias fasciatus (jewelled blenny) is the source of this 1228-nucleotide messenger RNA. Its product is annotated as blue-sensitive opsin-like. The record is from RefSeq and is a predicted model, not a curated record. Gene Ontology annotation, biological process: visual perception; G protein-coupled receptor signaling pathway; phototransduction. The coding region runs from base 51 to 1118 and encodes 355 amino acids. NCBI's taxonomy places the organism in Eukaryota, Metazoa, Chordata, Actinopteri, Blenniiformes, Blenniidae. Gene Ontology annotation, cellular component: membrane. The transcript is spliced from 5 exons. Gene Ontology annotation, molecular function: G protein-coupled receptor activity.
AGAGCUGCCGGCGCGCAUGAAAAUUGAGUUUUGAUUUUGACCGAUUUUCAAUGCUCAGCAGAAUGAAGCACGGCCGUGUGACCGAGCUCCCAGAGGAUUUCUAUAUCCCCAUUCCUUUGGAUACGGACAACAUCACACUUCUCAGCCCUUUCCUAGUGCCCCAGGACCAUCUAGCAAAUGCAGGCACUUUCUACGCAAUGGCUGCUUAUAUGUUUUUUAUAUUUGUCGUGGGCAGUUUCAUCAAUGCGCUUACCGUCGCAUGCACCGUCCAGUACAAGAAGCUCCGAUCCCACUUAAACUACAUCCUGGUGAACUUGGCUGUGGCGAACCUUCUGGUGUCAGUGGUGGGCUCUUUCACUGCCUGCUGCUCAUUUGCAUCCAGAUAUUUCAUCUUCGGCCCACUAGCAUGCAAGAUUGAAGGUUUCGUGGCAACCCUCGGCGGAAUGGUCAGCCUGUGGUCUCUGGCUGUGGUAGCGUUUGAAAGAUGGCUGGUCAUCUGCAAGCCACUGGGUAACUUCAUUUUCAAGCCCGACCAUGCUAUGGGGUGCUGUGUAUUCACCUGGGUGUUUGCAUUGAUCGCCUCGGCUCCUCCGCUUUUUGGCUGGAGCAGAUACAUCCCCGAAGGGCUGCAGUGCUCCUGUGGACCAGACUGGUACACCUCAAACAACAAAUACAACAAUGAAUCCUACGUCAUGUUCCUGUUUUGCUUCUGCUUCGCCGUUCCCCUCGCCACCAUUAUCUUCUGCUACACCCAGCUGCUCAUUACACUGAAAAUGGCAGCAAAGGCCCAGGCUGAGUCUGCCUCCACCCAGAAGGCCGAGCGGGAGGUGACCAGGAUGGUGGUGGUCAUGGUGAUGGGCUUCCUGGUGUGCUGGGUGCCCUACGCCUCAUUCGCUCUCUGGGUCGUCAACAACCGCGGGCAGCCCUUCGACCUGAGAUUUGCUUCGAUCCCGUCUAUAUUUUCCAAGUCCUCUGCAGUCUACAACCCGGUGAUCUAUGUUCUGCUCAACAAACAGUUCCGGUCAUGCAUGAUGAAGAUGCUGGGGAUGAGUGGAGGAGAUGAUGAAGAGUCAUCAACACAGUCUGUUACCGAAGUCUCCAAAGUUGGACCAGCUUAGACUGGACAUCCACGUCAUUUCUUCUGUUUGUUCAAGCAACUGCUGUACAAGCUACUGAUCACAUUUGUUCCUUGUAAAUAUGUACACAUGAAUAUUCUGUGCAAUGAAAU